Molecule: messenger RNA, 1862 nt
Organism: Dreissena polymorpha
Lineage: Eukaryota; Metazoa; Mollusca; Bivalvia; Myida; Dreissenidae
Exons: 2
Coding region: 1-1380 (459 amino acids)
Molecular function (GO): 3'-5'-RNA exonuclease activity
Source: RefSeq, a predicted model, not a curated record
AUGCUUCGAAAUGAAAACUGUUUGCUUGUUGAGUCAGUUGAAAGUGUUAAGAAUCUAAAACGUGACAAUGAGCUUGCAAACAUGCAACUGAGAACUGAAAUUAAAAAAAAGAGAUUGGCUCAAAAGUCAAACAGCAGUUUACGAAAGAAAAUUAAGAAGUUAAAGACUUCCGACGAAAAAGUGACCGCAAUUCAAUUAGUAAAACAAAAUGCAGACUUGAGACAGAAAUUAGAACGACUAACAUUAAUAGCCGAGGAAAAUGAUCUGCUGAUUGAGGACUUUCACCACAAACUAAAAGAGACAAAGGACUAUACAGACGUAAUAAGUAAAUCGAAUAACACAUACAGUGAAUAUUUCAGAAUGUGCGUUAUCCAGCUUGCUGGCUUAGAGGUAGCGACUGACAAAAUAAGUCCAGUGAUUUCUGUUGUAAGUGAGACAAUUUUUGACAAGUGUUUUGCGAAAGGGGCAUUGCCAAACAGCACAUCUGUACAAAGAAUUGUAGAUGAAGGACAGUUCAUCGCAAAGUCUUUUUUGGCAGAAAAGUUGGAAAACAGUCAAAGCUGGGGUCUAGGUAGAGAUGGAACGACCCGAAGAAAACAAAAAAUUGUUGACACAUCCAUUACACUAGACAAUGGAGAAAUUGCUAGUUUAGGGUUUACACGCAUAGCCAAUGAAACCGCGCAAACUAUUCAAAAUGUAACAAAAGAACAAUUAAGCGAAUUAGGAUCAUUAAAUGGAAAUUCGUCAGAAGACUUUAUUGUCUCAUCACUGGCAAAACUGGCAUUCACCAUGAGUGAUAGAGCCUCAAAUGAAAAGUUGGCUGAUAAACUGCUGAACAAAUGGAGAGAUGACUUGUUGAAAAAUUGCAGUUCUGAAACAGAAGUGAAAAGUGUAAAAAACUUCCAUUGCAUGGCGCAUGUGCUGCUCGGGUUUCACAGAUAUGUUUGUACAGACAUUAAAUUACUUGAAAAGGAACUGAGUGAAGUAGGUGGCCCCCUUGGUCGUGACUCAUUGCCAGCAUUUAAAUUCUGGUCUAAAGGGGGGACAGUGAUUGAGCGUGUUGUGCGAACCACUGCAGACACCUUCGGACCUGCCGGGGAACAUUAUGGACUGCGUGACAGAUGGGAGGCCUACUGCAGGGACAAUGGAAUCAAGUCAACAAUCGGGAACUACCGCGACAACCGGUUCAACUGCCUCUUUCAGACGGCAGCUGAAAUCUUAGUCCAUCGACAAGAGUUCCUGACUGUCAUUAAAACGGUAAAAAAACCGAACAGAAAAAUUCAGGCCGUAUCUGCUGAUUUGCACUGCACAAGGAUAGCAACAUUGUUAGCUGCAACCGGCUUGAUGUAUGUCCAUGUGACUGGUCCUUUUGGCAAUUAAUCACAUCAGGAAGUGUGCCAUAUCUGGAACUUUAUCCCCAUGUACAGUCACUGCACAAGUUCCUGUGUGAGAUUAAGGAUAAUCCUGAAAAACUUUUAAAUGGAACAGAAUUUUGGCAGACAGAGUAUGACAUCGCCCAGAAAGAAAGAUACCUGGUUGAAAUUCACAAAAAUAUUAAACCAGACAAUAAUGACGCCUUAGGUACCAUCCAGUGCAUUGCAAAAUCCAUGAUAAAGUGCAUCGAAAAGCAACUGUGUGACUUUCUGCCUGGUGGACAGUUCAGUGGUGCAACAAGUAAAAGUGACCUAGACAGGACAAAGUUUGCCCACUCUACAUGCGAACAUCAUUUUGGCGAUCUAGACAGUUCACAGAAAAGACGCCCCAAUGCGUCUCUCCAUCAUCACACAUCUGUUCACCUGCUGAAAAGAAAUCGUGAGCAGAUGAAAAGAUGGUAUGAUGGUAUGACUAAAAAAGAAAAAGUA